GAGCGAACCAAGGCUGCCGAGUUGUAUCUGGAUUUCUGCCUCACAACGAUUCGAUGCAUUCAAGCAACAGUUGAAUACCUCAACGACCGUGAACAGACUCGCCCUCGGGACGUCCCUUACACUGGUGGCUAUUUCAUUGACCUAGUCGACCAAAUUCGCCACUACGCCCAACAGCUUGCUGACGCCAAGGAGAAGGGUGAAAAGGUUGAGGAGAUGGAUGUUGAUCCGUACGCACUACACUCUCAGACAAGCCACUCUCCAUGUGCUAACCUUCCUCUUAGCACUGAUGAGAUCAAGCUCCACGGAGGUAUCCAUGUAAAUGGACGGCCUGCUGAGCUCGUUCGCAUUAAGAAGAAUGGAAAAGCUAUCUCAAUGGCCACUGGCGAACCCGUCGAGAUCAUCGAGGAAGAUGGCGAUGGUGCAGUGCGAGUUAAGCGCUCUGCCAGCCAGGAGCUUGAGGACGAGGAGGAAAUCAUGCGCUCCAUGGCACGGCGGAAAAAGAACGCCAGCCCCGAAGAGCUCGCCCCCAAGAAGUGCCGUGAGCCUGGCUGCAACAAGGAGUUCAAGCGCCCUUGCGACCUCACUAAGCAUGAGAAGACUCAUUCCCGGCCGUGGAAGUGCCCCGUUCCCACGUGCAAGUACCAUGAUUAUGGGUGGCCGACUGAGAAGGAAAUGGACCGCCAUCACAAUGACAAGCACUCAUCGGCCCCGCCGAUGUUCGAGUGCUCCUACAAGCCAUGCCCCUACAAGUCGAAACGCGAGUCUAACUGCAAGCAGCACAUGGAGAAGGCUCACGGCUGGACGUACGUGCGAACUAAGACGAACGGCAAGAAGUCGGGUGGCUUGCCCAGCAUUGCAGACUACUCGGCCCAGCCGACUCCUCAACUCCAGAACAUGCCCACUCCCCCGAGUGACUACGGCCAGGGUGCUGCUACUCCCCCUGACGAGUGGAGCCGGGUCUACGGGCACAUCGAGUUCCCGACUUACAUCCAGAGCGACAGCGACUACAGCAUGAUUCCUCAAGAAAUCAACCUUGACUACUCGCCUGUUGAUAAUGGCACUCCGUCCACUGAUUCCAGCAUGGACCACAACUCGGCAUACCAGGACAUCGGAAACGAUUUUACUCUCUACGAAGACAUCUACAGCGCCACUGCCCAAAUUCCUUCUACAGUCAACCCUGUCUAUGCCAAGGCAAUGGGUCAGCACUAUACCUCGUUCACGGCGGCUGAGCUUUGCCAAACCCAGCCCGCUCACAUCUCGCCAAUCGGACAAGGGAAUGCAAUGCUCUACACACCUACGUCUCUGGUUGAUGAGGGCUUUGACGAGCAACAACAGGACUACUCGGGUCUGACUGCCGCAAACAAUAACGGUGACUUUAUUCUUUUCCCUGGCGGUGGGGUUUCAAAGUCCAUGUUCAAUGACCCUCUCUUCGCCGCUGAAGUCCCCAGCAUGGUUGCCGGAUAUUCGCAACCGUCUUCCCAGGACAUGAUAAAUCCAUACCAGAACAUGGAUUGGUCGUCGCAAGACUUGGCUGCCUUUCUCCAACGCUGAACGCUGAUGGCUGUCGUGAAAAGGAGCGGUACCUAGUACGCCGGUCUCUGAGUUGUUCAGGUCUAAAGUCAUGCUCUUGAUUGCGAUCGAGAUGCAAUUCCGGGCGAGAUAUUUUAUGUUAUGAUGUUACGAAGCGUAAAUUACGCAUUUGUGGGGGAAUGGUACCCCAGGGGUUAAGGCGCAGGAAUGGUAUUCGGAGUUGGGCCUUUUUUUCUAUAUUUGUAUCCUACACGCUGGGCUUUCUGUGUUUUACCUGGAUUUGUUUCUUGCCUCACAUCUUCGCUCCCUUUAUUUCUUCUUGGCUAGGAAGUGAACUGAGCAGAUUGACGCCGGAACCUUCUAUAUCACGCCCCCCUGAAGAAGACGGAAAGCCGAUAAUCUCUCUACGGGUGGAAUAGGUCACUAGCUAGAUGCUGCUGAUUAUAAAGAUAUAUUUACAACA
This is a messenger RNA of Lasiosphaeria miniovina, 1993 nucleotides long. RefSeq lists its product as uncharacterized. Gene Ontology annotation, cellular component: nucleus. The coding region runs from base 214 to 1551 and encodes 445 amino acids. The record is from RefSeq and is a predicted model, not a curated record. The transcript has a single exon. Lineage: Eukaryota; Fungi; Ascomycota; Sordariomycetes; Sordariales; Lasiosphaeriaceae. Gene Ontology annotation, biological process: regulation of transcription by RNA polymerase II.